Messenger RNA from Mesocestoides corti, 711 nucleotides. NCBI's taxonomy places the organism in Eukaryota, Metazoa, Platyhelminthes, Cestoda, Cyclophyllidea, Mesocestoididae. The record is from the annotation of a GenBank genome assembly.
AUGACAAAUAGGAGUGCUCCACUUACGAAGGAGCUUAAAGUCGUAGUAAAUGGGAAGCCAAAGGACGUCUGUGGUGUUGACGAAGAAACAACUGCUGAAGACGUUGUUGACGUUCUUCGUGAAUCUCUCAAAUUGAAGGAGACCUUCUGUCUUGUGGCUUCUUGGAGAAAGAACAUAAUCAUUUUUUCUUCAUCUGAAAGACCUCUCGCUUUUAUUUCCAGACUACGCGAUUCUCCAGAAAAUUUCCAAUUUUUUCUUCGUCCAACUGGUUUACGACGUCUUUCAUCUCGGCCUAUUUCGCCAAACUAUCAGCCAAGAGUACACAGUCCCUCCAAGGCGCCUAAUGCCCUUCACAACGCUGCAACCAGUUAUAAGGUUGCUGAAGCAUUUUCAGGACGGUCCGAUUUGAACACCGUGGAUUGGAUUAAAAUGGCGGAGGAGGAACAACAACGACAAAUCCAACUUCAGUUUGAACAGAGCGAACUCCUGCAGAAGCUACAGCGUGUUGACGUUGAACUGGAAACCGUACGAAACAAACUUCAACACCUCGAAACUAAAAUGGCGAGUCGGCUAUCCUGCCUGUUUGAUACGAUGGAUGACGCCUUGGAGAAAAGACGCGGUGUGAUUGCGUCACUCUCGGUUUCACCUGGAACACCUCCACCCCCUCCUUCAAAUAGAACGACGCCCAUUUGUGAGGGGGUCAUGAUAUAA